Molecule: messenger RNA, 2140 nt
Organism: Caenorhabditis auriculariae
Lineage: Eukaryota; Metazoa; Nematoda; Chromadorea; Rhabditida; Rhabditidae
Source: the annotation of a GenBank genome assembly
AUGCGAUAUUGCGUCUCGGUGUGCUUACACCCUAAGCAUCAUAAUUUACGAAAAGUCUUGACCUUGCGUAUUGAAAAAAACACCGUGAUGCGACGAUUUUGUGCAGAAGUCGACACUUAAAGUGAUUCUCCACAGCUCCCCGGACCCUCAUGGCGAAGAUUUCGAGGCAAUCCCCAAGGAUUCAUAGAUGUUUUUAUUCGGUUUUUCAGAUACUCAGAGAUUUGGAGACAAAGAAAGAAGAGGAAGAAACACGGAAGAGGAAACUGUUCGAAAGCGAGCCUAAGCCUGUCUCGGUUCGAAAAGUCGAGGUUCGUGGAAACUUACGGCAUUUUUUGGCUCUAAUCUAAAGGCUGCCUUCACGUCAAUGAAGUGCUGUCUUUGAAAUAAAUACCGAGGCUCUUAGAAAAGAACUGCAUUUGGAAUGGCUUGCGGUUUAAUCGGCUCGCAUUCGAAUGUUUAUCUGAGCACAAUCCAACCGUCAAGCCAUUCCAAGUGCCUUUUUCAUUUUUUUUUUUUUCGAAAAAGAUUGCAUUAAAAUAUAAAAUAAGGUAAAAAGCAGUAUUCUGAAAAUUUUCAGGCCUAAUUUUCACAUUCUCUACCAAGUUUUUCUCAGUUCUUUAUCGGGUUUAGCAGAUUUUCUUUUUUGUUUUAGAGUAUUCUGACUUGGGUCUAUAAACCACUGAAGUUUCAAUUCGAUCCGCGAUUACGAGUUCGAGUAGUUCCUAGUGAGAGCAAAAUUCAUUGAAUUUGAGAAAUCUGAGUUUUUUAAGGUCCACGUCUCAUAGAAAAUUUUUCUUGAUGUUGAAUUUUGUUUUUUUGAAAUUUUUUUGCAUGUUCAAAAAGUACGUAGAAAUCAGGAAAAACAAUAAAGAUAAAAAAAUAUAUAUAUAACUUGAAUAAAACAAUAAAAAAAUAAAAAAAUAAAAUGUCCAGUUAGCCGCGACGCGACCGCGUCGUUUGAUCGCUUCCCAGUAACAAUCACUUUCUCAUCGUUAGUUUUCUAUUAUUUUUUGAUGACACGAAUGAGCUCAUAUCAAAAUGUUUUUCACUUGGAAUAGCCCAUAUGACGUCUUGAAUUACACAAAACAUCCAGAGAACUUUCUUUCGCUACUUUAUCUGGAGAUCUGAAAGUCCUAGGCUUUCUGAGCAGAGACUGAAAAAUUACAAAAGUUAUCUGUUCUCCAUGGAGCGAACCUGUUUUCCGCCUCAUCUCUUCGAAAAUCUUCUGCAGAUUAGCUGAAUAAAAAUUUGUUCCACUUCUACGAUACCGUCUAUCCUCCUUGUAGUGCUUUGCCUGGAACUUGGAGGCCUACUUUUUUUCAUUUUUCUUCUUGCGUUUCUCUUUUCUUAUCUCUAGAUGUUUGAUACUCUCUCUGGAGUACCCAAGCUGGAAAAAAACUGGCCUCUUUUAAACUUUCGACUGAUUAGAGCAUUUUUUCAGCCUUCGGCGGUUAAAUUUAAAUUUACAACUUCUUCCAAAAAACCGAAAAAAAUUCCCUCGAGUUUAGAGCCCUCAAAGUUCGAAAAUCAUACAGAAUAUACGAAAAAUCAUUAUUUGAAGCUUGCGAAACAGUAAGGUAAAAGUUGAAAAAAUUCUCAUCUUGAAUCAGGAAGUACUGAAUACUUUCAGCCACACUUCAUCGAAAUUUCAAAAAGGCAUCUGAAAAAGUUUUUUUUUUGUGAAAAUGGGGAUAGGUAAAGCAAUAAAUAAAAAAACUUGUGAAAAGCUUUUUAUCAAAUUUCAAACUUUCUCAGAGCUUCUUCAAAGUUUCACUCAAUGUUCUCAUUAUUCUCUCAAGCAAAGUCGGAAAGGUAGAUAAUGGCCGCUAAAAGGAAAAGGCUCAAAAAACGCUGCAAAAUAGACAGCAAAAAAAAUCCCUCAAUCGAGGCUGCUAUUUUCUCUAAGAUUUUAAAGGCUCAAGAAAUGGCAUAAAAGGGGAAAGGCAGCAAAAAUUGUGCUUAAAAGCCGAUGAAAUGACGCAAAAAGGCAGCAAAAAAGGAACCUUUGUCAUCCUAAAAAGAACAUUUCUAUGCAGCCUUUUCCCAACCAUUCCGACUUUGUCUAUGCUUUAUUAUUUUCUUUCAGAAGUUCUUGACCGCCGAAGUAUCGACACGACGGUUUGGCUCAACAUCGGGAUAA